UUCUUCCUACGCUCCAUAUUCCGGUCCGAGCUCUCGGAGCAGGAAGCAGACGACUCGUCUCCUGCGUUGAAGCUGAGACUUGCAGCCCGAAACCUCCCGGAGGCUCAUUCGGAACCUUUUAAACCCGUUAAAGGAGCGAGUUCGACCGAUGCGGCGAUGAAGCGAACCUCCGCGGAGCGAGUCCACGCCCACAUAUCCCGCAUCCUCUGACUCCACCUUCCCGCUGAGGGCGGAGGUGGCGGCGGUGCGUGACCACAAAAGAUGGACAGGCGAUGCAGCAGCAGCGCCGACUCACGGCUGACCGGCAGGGAGGGGUGCUCCAUCAACAGCACCCCCAUCUGCAGGAGGGCGGAGUCGUACGAAGCCAAGGAGAUGAAGUGCAUCUCGGACGUGAGGAGGACCUUCUGCCUCUUCGUCACCUUUGACUUCCUGUUCAUCACUUUGCUCUGGAUCAUAGAGCUCAACGUGAACGGCGGCAUUCAGAAGCAGCUCGAAAAAGAAGUCCUGCACUACAACUACCACGCCUCCUUCUUCGAUAUUUUUCUCCUGGCGGUCUUCCGGUUCGUGGCGCUCAUCCUGGCGUACGCCGUCUGUAAGCUUCGCCACUGGUGGGCCAUCGCGAUCACGACUGCAGUCAGUUGUGCUUUCCUCAUCGUUAAAGUCAUUUUAUCAAAGCUGCUGUCUCAGGGGACCUUCGGCUACCUGCUGCCCAUCGUCUCCUUCGUGUUGGCCUGGAUAGAAACGUGGCUUCUGGACUUCAAGGUUCUGCCUCAGGAGGCCGAGGACCAAAACAGGUAUCAGUGCAUCGUGGACGCUGCAGAGCGAGCUCCUCUCGUGUGUGCAGGUCCUUUGUCUGACGGACAGUUCUACUCCCCCCCGGAGUCCGCGGCAGACUCCGAUGAGGAGCUGGAUGAUAAACAUGAUCCAGAGAAAGGGCUGAUUCAGCGGGUGAUAUAAUGACCUCCACUUCUGACAUGUUUGCCUCCGGCUCCUGUCGUGCUACUGAGGGGGAACUCUGCCUUACACAUUCUGCCAUAUUUGUCUUUUAUUUAAAAACAUCUUUACUCAUCCACACAAACGCAGUGCUGGUUCUUUAAAUCCUGCGAAACGGAAAAGAAGUGCCGCUUAAAAAGCAAUUUCAGCAUCUCAACGUAUUUACUUUUGGAUUAAAUAAACUGUGGAGCAGUCCGUAUUUUGGGAUAUCAAAGACAAAAUCAUAUCAUCUUGUCCAAAUUGCGUCAGAAGGCUUUGAUUUUCUGUAUUUCACUAUCUUAUGUUUUUACCAAAUUGUCCCCCCCCCCCCGUUUAUUUCCAUCCAUAAGGAAUGAAUGUCUUCUCUUUACAGUGUUAACUUUUAAAUCGCUGAUCUCUUUUACAUGCUUGGAUUGAAAGUCACUGUAAAAUACAACAAGUCCGUAGACUCUGCAUGAAGAAAAGAAGGGUUUAAUUGAGCUUAAUGACCACGAAGCCACAGAGACGUGAUAUUUAAAAUACACCAUGUCCUGUUUUACUGAUUCCACGUAAAACCUCGGUGUCAAGAUUUCUGCUUUAAAAAGCGUGAAUUCUUAUUUAACUUCAAUACUAAACAAGCCAUUACUGUGCAGCACUCACGCGUGAGGCUUUCAGCCUCCUGCUAUUAACGGCAAACUCCUAAAGAGCUGCUAAAUGAGUCAAAUAGGAAUGAACAUACGAGUGGAUCUCUUCACGCAUGCCUUGCAAGUUGGGUAGUUUUUGUUUUUAUGAAAAGCUUGUCUAAAAUAUAAUCAUUAAAAUGUGAAAUAUUG
Messenger RNA from Gasterosteus aculeatus aculeatus (three-spined stickleback), 1784 nucleotides. RefSeq names its product STARD3 N-terminal like (gene stard3nl). Gene Ontology annotation, biological process: cholesterol transport. NCBI's taxonomy places the organism in Eukaryota, Metazoa, Chordata, Actinopteri, Perciformes, Gasterosteidae. The record is from RefSeq and is a predicted model, not a curated record. Gene Ontology annotation, molecular function: cholesterol binding. Gene Ontology annotation, cellular component: endoplasmic reticulum membrane; late endosome membrane; lysosomal membrane.